This is a messenger RNA of Cicer arietinum (chickpea), 1885 nucleotides long. RefSeq lists its product as uncharacterized. The record is from RefSeq and is a predicted model, not a curated record. NCBI's taxonomy places the organism in Eukaryota, Viridiplantae, Streptophyta, Magnoliopsida, Fabales, Fabaceae.
GUAAUCUAAAAUCUUUAUCCAAAAACGAGCAAUCCAAAACCCUGAUAAUUUCCGCAAAUCCAAAACCUCGCGUUUUUGAAGGCUCUGCAAACUCUCAUCAACUCAUUUCCAUUACCGCUUCCGAUUGUUACGCCGUUCUCGUCUUCCAAAAACUCCGAUUGCACCACCAUUCAUAAAGAACAACCCUCGCCACGUGGCAUCAUCUUAAGAACCCCUAAAACUCGUCUCAUGGUUCGUGAAAAGACGCAAACUUUCUGGACCGCGUGUUCCACUUGUAGGGUCUUGCAUCAAUUCGAGAGAAAGUAUUUGGGUCAUAAACUUGUUUGUCCUGGUUGUAACAAGAGUUUUAAGGCUAUUGAAGCUCCUCAGAAUGAUGGGUCUGAAGAAGAAGAUGAAGAAAAAGAUCACACUUUGGGGGAUUUUAUGUUGAAGAAGAGGAACGAGAGCAAGAAGAAGAAGAAUGAUGAAGUGGGUUGUGCAAAAGGUGAGAGCUUUAAGAGUAAUGAUGAAGUGGGUGGUAUUGUUGGGAGAUUGAGGAAGAGAACGCGUUUGGUUGGUGAGGUUUUGGAGAGUUCUGAAUCUAAGAAGGUUGGGACUGAAGAAGAGGAAACAAUGACAUUGGCUGAAUUUCAAUCUAAAGUGAAGAGAAAGGUUCAUAAAGAGAAGAUUAAGAGAUUGGAAAUUAAGAAGAAGGAUUUUGUAGUCAAAGAGAAGAAGAAUGAGGGUUUUGUGAAGAGAAAAGGGUUGAGACUUGAGAUGGAUAGGGAUUGUAAUGGAGAGGAAUUGGAAGCUAUUAUGGCGGUUGUGGAUUCGGAUUUUUAUGAUUUUGAUAAGGAUAGAGUGGAGAGGAGUUUUAAGAAAGGUCAAGUUUGGGCUGUGUAUGAUGAUGAUGAUGGAAUGCCUAGGCAUUAUGUUUUGAUUGAUGAAACUGUUUCGGUGAAUCCUUUUGUGGUGAGGAUAAGUUGGUUGGAUUUUCAGAAUAAUGGGGAUGGAAAGAUUGUUAGUAGGGAGAAAUUAGGGUUUGAUAUACCUUGUGGGAGAUUUAAAGUUGCCAACAAGGCUUCCAUAAGUUCGGUAAAUGUGUUUUCUCAUGUAGUGGAUUGCGAUCGGGUGGCGCGGGAGGUUUACAAAAUUUAUCCCAAGAAGGGCUCGGUUUGGGCGCUUUAUAGCGAGGCGAAUCGUGAUUCAGGUGGAAGGCGAUUUGCGGACGAGGGCAAGAGAUGCUAUGACAUUGUUGUGUUUUUGACAAGUUAUAGUGAGAUGAAUGGUGUGAGCAUGGCAUUUCUUGAGAAAGUUGAUGGUUACAAGACAGUGUUCAAGAGACGAGAGACCGGGAGUCACGCAGUUAGAUUUCUUGGGAAGGAUGAGUUUUGGUUAAUUUCUCAUCAGAUUCCGGCGCGGAAAUUUCCUUGUGAUGAGGCUCCUGAAUUGUUGAAAGAUUGUUGGGAGCUUGACCCGGCUUCGCUUCCUUCGGAUUUACUUACUAUUGGUGGCAUAGAUAAUUGAGGUUAGGAAAUCCUUUUGAUGAUGAAGCUCUAAUUGUUGAUCUUCAAUUCCUUCAUAGAUACUUACACUAUUAGGUGGCUUUAUUAAAAAUUUGAAGAAAUUUUGGUCCAAUUAGAAGUAUCAUUUAAGUAAACCAAACUGUUUUUGCAUAUCUUGAUUUUGUUGUAUUUGCAGAUCAAGAAAAUGUACAUCAAUUAGUAUUAGUAUGCUAUGCUCAAUUACAGUUUAGAAGCCCGAUUGUAUUAUAUUGUAUUCAAAUUACGAUUGAGGGAGCUUUGUGAAAUAGUGUAUGAGAAUGCAAAGAAGGGUCCAUGAUCAAUAGUCAUGAUAAUUUUAUAAAUGUAUUUCUUCAGAAGACUAAUUGAUGUUUUUGAUUUAA